Messenger RNA from Prorocentrum cordatum, 2307 nucleotides. NCBI's taxonomy places the organism in Eukaryota, Dinophyceae, Prorocentrales, Prorocentraceae. The record is from the annotation of a GenBank genome assembly.
AUGUGUGGACCUGCUCAGUGUGCCACACAGACGAUUGGCGACGGACCGAAGGACACACACCAGGAUGCCGAUGGCGACGCCUCCAACGAGACCACGUCGGGCAUCGCGAAGAAGCUGGAGAUCUACAGGGCCCGCCUCAAGGAUCUCGAACAGCUCGCGCAGGAGCCAGGCAUGGAGUUCGCAUCGGAUGCCACGUCGAAGUUGCAGGAACAGAUCGACGGGCUGCUGGCACAAAAGGAAGCAACGCUACCAGCAUGCUGCGCGGAAGUGGCAGUGCGCCGCCGUCUCCGUGGAGCAGAGAAAUCACAGACGAAGGCUGAUGCCCAUGUGGCAAAGCUCAAGCAGCAGCUCGAGGACAUCCAGACUCAGCUGCGCACCGCAGAGAACAGGGCCGAGCAGGCUAACAAGAAGGUCGAGUCCCUCCGUGCCAAGGAGAAGGCGCUCGCCAGGCCCCCCACGUCCAAGGGCUGGGACUCGGUCUGCGCGCACCUGGAGCUCGCCAAGACGUCCCUGGGGGCCGACGGCGAGGAGCAGGAUGCGGAGGGCAUCGAGCAGUUGGAAGCGGCCCUCGCACUUGCGGCGAAGAAGAAGGCGAGCGCUGCAGAGAAGAUGGCCGUGCCGAUGGAUGAAGACGGGGACAGCCUCAGCGGCGACGGACCACGCCACAAGAGGCGCGCUUGCAUCGGCCCCGACGAGCAGAGCGAGGACGUCCUCAAGCUCAAGGCCAAAGCAAGCCCCCAGGAGAUCACGACAGCCCUUAAGCAGGCCGGUGUCAAGUGUGCAAGUACCAGGGCAGAGAAGCAGGUGUUCAUCACAGGUUACGCGAACACCUCAAACCAGUUCGAGAAGGUUUUGCUCCAGCUGCGCUACCAGGUCGAGGCCCCAGUCGUCUUCGGCCAGGAGUUACACUUGGUGCCCAAGCAAGUAGAGUUGCUGUCGGCCAGGAGGCUCAUCAAAUACGGCUGGAAGGCGGCAGUGGUGCCCAGUGCGCCUACCAAGCAAGGCAUGAGGGCGGGGGUGAUGAUCGCGGUGCCAAGCCGCAUGGGGAUUACCUACCUGCCCGAGCUGAUGAAGUGGGACGCCUCGCCCAAGGAGUCACCAGGGAGACUCUGUGUGGGCUACGUCAAGACAUGCCGCAAGCACGGCAUCGCGGUGGGCUCUGUGUACCUCUGGGUGGCAGAAGGGCCCUCGAACCGCAACCUCACAAUACUCAGCCGCUUUGGGGCGCUCAUGGCCGUGGAAGGCCAACCGCGGGUGCUCGGCGGCGACUUCAACAUGGGGCCCCACGAGCUGAUGAGCACGGGUACCAUCGCCAAGCUGAAGGGGCACCUGGUCUACGACAAGAGUGAAGGCACGUGCAGGGGAAGUGCGGGCAACUACUCGGUCAGGGGCUACUUUAUCGUCUCGGAAAGUUUGCUGGAGAAUGGGCUUCGAGCUGAUGUCAUGACGGCUUUUGCGGCCAAGCCCCAUAGGCCUAUCAUGAUGAAGAUAGGGCGCCGAUCGCCUGUGCCACAGGCCCUCCAGCUCGCACAGAAGGUACCAUGGCCAUUGACUGUGCCAACAGGGUGCCCCACCCCACCAGUGCAGUGGCCACGUCCUCUCCGUAGGGAGCAUGUCGACCACGAGACUCUGAACGCCUUCUGGCACGAUCUCAUGCACGCCUAUGAGAUGCACUGGAACAGAUAUCACUGCUUUGACGGCGAUGAGCUGCUGGCUCACAGUGGGCAUGGCGAAAAGGCUGUCUACAAGAUGCGAGAGCUAGCGCCCCCGACGGUCAGGGACAAGGGAGCCCCGGCAGGCGGCCAGGAGACGAGCCGCAUCAAGUCCAUCAAUGAGGCGAUGACCCAGCAGUGGGCCCUCGUACAACUCCACCAGUAUGGAGAGGAGCUGAAGACCCCGUGGCCCCACGUCCUCGAGACCAUCCUUGAAUGCAUGAAAGAGCAGCAGGCGGACGAGGCGAGGCAGAGCGAGCUCAAGGAAGCCGCCAAGUCCUGGCGGGCAUGGGUUCGCAACCACAGCGAGAAGUCCGCGGGGGCCCUGCGCAAGUGGGCCAAGCCGAAGGUCCCGUGGGAGCCCUUGAUACCACAGAAUACGAGGGAGGCGAAACCCAGACUCGGUGAGCCUCCACAGACGGCCCCAGCGGGUGAGACGUCACAGCACGUCGCCAUGAUGGACCCGCAGACAGCCGCCAACACAAAGUUGCAGGAGUGGGAGAGCAUAUGGCGUUACCAGGUGGACUGGGCUGCGCCAUGGUUCGAGCCGCCUGCGGUAGACGAGUCCAUGCUGCCGCCUAUCCUCGGCCACCAC